AUGUCUAAAAAAGAGAGUCCUAGCAUUACCAGUAAUGGUAAUAAUAAUAAAAUAAUUCAAUCAUUACUUUCAAGUAAAAUUCAAGAAUUAGAAAUUAAUCUUAACCCAAAUGAAGAAAAGAAGAUGAAAAAAUCUGUUGAUAAACAUUUGGAUGAUCUCAAACAAUCAAUGGAAAACCUAUCAGCUGAAGAAAAAUAUCAAUUAAUUUUCGAAAAAUAUUCAAAAUCUUUUAUUGAAAAUAAAGCAAAUGAUCAAUUAAAAAUUAAAAAUGAAAUAUUAAAAAAUGAUUUACAAAAAGCUACCCAAGAAUUAACAAAAACAAAAGAAAUUAAAGUAAAGUUAGAGACAUUAGCCAGAGAAUUACAAAAGAGAAAUCAUGAUCUUGUAGAAGAGGUUAAAAAAACAUCAGAAGAGGAAGAAGUCAAAAGGGAUUUGUUAUCAUCUAAGUUUAACACUUCAAUUUCAGAUAUUACCAAUAGAUUGGAAGAAUUCAAUACUCAAAGAGAGAAAUAUAAUCAACAUGUAGAGUUAUUACAAAAUAAACUUAAAGAGUAUUCAGAUCAAAAUGAAAGUAGGGAAAAACACUACAAGACUAUAUUAAAGAAAAAAGAUUUAGAAACCCAACUAUUAGAAACUAAACUAGAACAUAUUAUUGGUGUCUCCACAGUUGACGCUUUAAAAGUUAAGGUAUACAAAGAAAAAUGUGAAAGCAUGAUUGAAGAAGAAUCAAAAUUAAAAAAAAAAGUCGAAUAUUAUGAAGAAAACUUUGAAAAAUUCCAAGAUGUUAUUUCAAAAUCAAAUGUUGCAUUUACUACUUUUAAAUCCGAAAUUGAAAAGUUAACCAAAUCAAAUAAACAAUUAGAUAUCGAAAAUAAAUCAUUAACAAAGAAAAAUGGUAAACACGAAAAUCAUAUUAAAUCAUUAAAUGAACAAGUUGCAAAGAAUUUAAAACAAUUAGAAACUUUAAAGAGCUUAAUGGCAACAUUACAAAAAGAAAGAAAUGAUUUAAAAUCACAGCUAAAUAAUGCUGAUAAUAACAAUAGUAAUGAUCUAUCACCCAACAUUAAAAACGAUGAAAUAUCCCCAACAGAAAAAAUAGAAAAUAAAGACAAGGUCACCACAGAUAACAACCAAGAUGUUAAUAAUAACAAAGAUGACAGCAAUAAUAAUAAUGAUAAUAAUAAUGCCAAAAAUAAUAACGAAAAUAUAAAAAAAGAAAUAAGAAAUGUAGAUAAUGAAACAACACCUUUAUCUGAUGUAGAUUAA
Molecule: messenger RNA, 1266 nt
Organism: Dictyostelium purpureum
Lineage: Eukaryota; Evosea; Eumycetozoa; Dictyosteliales; Dictyosteliaceae
Exons: 3
Coding region: 1-1266 (421 amino acids)
Molecular function (GO): syntaxin binding
Source: RefSeq, a predicted model, not a curated record